CGUAGCCGGUCGCGUUCAGUGGACGCGGUGUUAGCGCAGGAUCAGGGAGCGGAUUUCAGCGGCUCUCCACCACAAACCUCCUUCACAGAGCACAGGAAUAAAGCACAGCGGACAGACCCGCACUUAUUCCCCGCAACUUUGGCCCUGCUUAUUUAAACACGUCUCGUUUUUAAUACCCUACAGACUGGACGAGGAAAGUUUUGUGUCUGGAUACAGACGAACGGUGCGGUCACCCGCGGCGCGCGCAUCAUCUGCAACUCAUAUCUGAGUGUUGAGAGCUCGGAGCUGGUCUCGUUCUGUUUUUCUCUUUUUUUCGUUUAUUUUGGGCGAGGGACAAGUCCCUAGAAGUAUGUAUAUUUUGUCAACUGACUGUGGAUCUGUGAUCUUUAGUGCUUAGCCCCGCUUCUCAUCUGUGAAGUAGUUUUAGUUUCUGUAGACUGUUGUGUUCAUUCCCCCCUUUUCUCUGUCGGAUGGUGGAAUUUAAACAAGACUGAUCCCCUUUUCUCCUCCUGCCCGCAAACCGAACUCGCCGAUGGUCAGGAUUCCGGAGAAUGGUAAAUGAUCGAUGGAAAAUCAUGAACAGUGUUUCAGAACUCGAGGAUGGACAGCAGCACAAAUCGCAGAGGAUGAGCUGUAGCUAUCUCCUGUGCACCAUCCUGCUCUUUGUCGCAGUGUUACUGGCUGUCACGGUAACCGGAAUCAUUCUCUUGAUGAAUCAUUACCAAGCGCCUGCCGGCCCCGACGGGCCCCCUCUGAUCAGCACCAACCAGGAUGAGGCUAAUGCCCUAGUAACCAUCGAGAGAGGCGACGGCUCUCGCAUAAACAUCUUCAUUGACCCCAACUGCCCCGACUACAACAAUAACUUCCUGCGUCUGGAGGGCGUGCAGACCUCUCUUCUGCACUCUCUCACAGACCACGACACUGAUCUGAAGUCAGUGAAGGGACAAGACCGGGCUCUGCUGGUUAAACUGGCUGAGGAGGUGGCCAAACUGUCCGCUCACGCCAGUCAACUAAAGAUGGAAUAUAAUGCCCUUAGACAGGGCCAAGGUAACAUCGGACAAGAGCUCAGUACACUUCAGUCAGAACAGGGCAGGCUCAUCCAGCUGCUGUCGGAGAGUCAGAUCAACAUGGUGAAGGUGGUGAACUCCGUGAGCGACGCCCUCAGCUCCAUGCAGAAGGAAACGGGAAACAUCAAGACCCGUCUCAAGGCAGAUCUCCAGAGGGCUCCGGUGCGCACUCUCCGGCCCAAGGGCUGCGCCGGUGGAGAAGGUUCCAGACCCAGGGACUGCGCUGACAUCUAUGCUAAUGGGCAAAGAGAAGAUGGUAUCUACUCCGUGUUCCCUACACAUUACCCGGCGGGCUUUCAGGUGUACUGCGAUAUGACUACGGAUGGGGGUGGAUGGACGGUGAUUCAACGCAGAGAAGACGGCUCUGUGAAUUUUUUUCGGGACUGGGAAGCGUACCGUGAGGGUUUUGGCAAGAUAACAGGAGAACAUUGGCUUGGCACGAAACGGAUCCAUGCACUCACCAUCCAAGCCAACUAUGAGUUGAGGAUUGACCUGGAGGACUUUGAGAACAGCACUUCUUUUGCUCAUUACGGUUCUUUUGGAGUUGGUUUGUUCUCGGUUGAUCCGGAUGAGGACGGCUACCCGCUGAGCCUCUCUGACUACUCGGGCACUGCAGGCGACUCGCUGCUCAAACACAACGGAAUGAAAUUCACCACUAAGGACAAAGACAACGACCACUCUGAGAAUAACUGCGCGUCCUUCUACCACGGCGCAUGGUGGUACCGCAACUGCCACACCUCCAACCUCAACGGACAGUAUCUGCGCGGCCAACACACCUCCUACGCCGACGGCAUUGAGUGGUCGUCCUGGACGGGCUGGCAGUACUCCCUGAAGUUCACGGAGAUGAAGAUCAGGCCUACGAAGGAGGAGAAUAAAUGAGCGAGAACUGGAAAACUCAAGGAGAAGCGCAAAGAGGAACUCUGUAGGUGUUAGAGACACUAAACGCAGAAAACUAAGAACUUCUUGUCAUGAUUCUGUUUGAUCCCUUUUCCCCCACCCUCUCCAUCCUGUAGUGUUUGUGCUGACGCCCGGAGGGCCGCUGUUUUUCUCUCGAUCUAUUGGUCGCAUCUCUAAAUAUCAUUAUGAAAGUUUGCAGGUAUUGUCUAAAAAGUACUUAUGGAUAAAAAAUAGUUGUUGUCUAAAAAAAGGGAAAAAUACAACAAAAAACUUUCUGUAGCUGUGAAAUUUAGCAAAGAACGUGUAGCUUUUCAUAAAAAUGAAUACUUUUAACUUCUCUCAAACAUCUGAUGGUACGACAGGCAGUGUUGUGUUAUUUUCGUCUUUUGCUUGAUGGAAUUAUUCACCCAAAAAUGACAUCAUUUACUCACCGGCGUGUAGUUCCAAAACGGUCUGUUUUUUUGUUUUUCCACAGAACAGGAAAAAAUGUGAGUGCAUCUCGCUCUUUUCCAUGCUAGAACGUAUACUCAAGCUUUCAUCAGAUCCUCACCAGCAAGGCGAGAUUUUAAGAUUUUUUUAUUCUCUGUUUCUUACAUUACCAUAUAGUUUCUGAACACUUGAGAUGUGGUCAUAAGGCCUGUAUUUAUGUUUGUUUUUAAAUCUUAAAGUCUUGAACAGCAUCUUCAUUCAUUGAAUCUGAAGAGAAAACUUGAAAAGAAAAUGUUCCAUAGAUAAAAAAGAGAUCACCAGUUCGUAUCAACACGAGAGUGAGUAAAUGAGGAAAGAAUUUUCAUGUUUGGGUGAAGUAAUCCUUAAAUCAAACACUUGUAGCUAACGUAACAGGGAUGCAUUGUUGUGUUCGACCACUGCUGUAAUACCUGGAAGGUAAAAUACGUUAUUGACCAGCCAGCAGGGAUGCACAAAGAGAAUAUAUGUCACUGUGGGGGCUUUCAAAGUGAUGGACCAACACAGACACAUUAUUCACUCUGACAGGCGGGUUGCAAGCGGAUGUGCCCGCCAUUGGAUGGUUUAUCAACAAAGAAGCAGAACUUACAAACGAACACAACAACCCUUUGGUGUUACUGUCUGUUAGGAGAGCUGAUGGACUUUAUCUUAUGCUCUGGUUGGCACGCGUGGCAAUAGGUCUGAAAAGGCCAGAAUGACCGGAGUUGUCAAAGAGACGGAUCAACAGUUUGAAUUCUUGGAAGAGAACUGAGGUUGGACCAUUAUUUGUUAGUAAAGUCAUCCUACAGGUCAUUUUGUUACAUCGGAUUUCCACCAAUGUAUGAUCUCUUGCUCUAUUCGUUUUAUUUUUUUCUCAAAUCUUGAUGUUUUUGACUAAAUAUUGAAUGAAAUAUUUUAUCUUAAAAUGUCAUAGAGGCCAUGAGCAUCUUCUUUUGUGUUCUGUAAAAGGAGGAAAAUUGUCAAAGUUUUGACGAGCUUAAGGGCAAAUUAUUAUUAUGUAUUUUGUAGAACUAUUCCUUUAUCUCCUGCUCGUUUAAAAAAAUUAAAUUAAAAACAUUUGCCCCGU
This is a messenger RNA of Triplophysa dalaica, 3495 nucleotides long. It is a transcript of the gene fibcd1a, whose product is annotated as fibrinogen C domain containing 1a. The record is from RefSeq and is a predicted model, not a curated record. NCBI's taxonomy places the organism in Eukaryota, Metazoa, Chordata, Actinopteri, Cypriniformes, Nemacheilidae. The transcript is spliced from 7 exons. The coding region runs from base 552 to 1946 and encodes 464 amino acids.